Messenger RNA from Cyprinus carpio (common carp), 8344 nucleotides. It is a transcript of the gene nyap1, whose product is annotated as neuronal tyrosine phosphorylated phosphoinositide-3-kinase adaptor 1. The record is from RefSeq and is a predicted model, not a curated record. Gene Ontology annotation, biological process: neuron projection morphogenesis; phosphatidylinositol 3-kinase/protein kinase B signal transduction. Lineage: Eukaryota; Metazoa; Chordata; Actinopteri; Cypriniformes; Cyprinidae.
UCCCUCAUUUCUCCCCUCUUGCUCACAUGACAACAUUUUCUCACUCCAGACAUAGAUAGCACAUGCAGGAGGUCAUGUACAUCUAAUAAUAAAGCGAUGGUUUGUGGGGACUGAGUGAGAGCAAGAAGGGAAAAUGCCUAGGCUUUGGGGUAAAUGCGAAUGUCAUUAAUAAUAAGUGGUUCUUGAUGUUGUUAGAUGGUCUGUGAAAGGUUUAGGUGAUUGGAUGAGUGUUGUAAUGUAGCCUACCUCUUCAGGUGAAUUAGGCGAUUGUCACGACUGACAGUAGGUGGUUAUGCCUAGACGUUAAAAUCAUAUAGGCUAAACAAGUGUGUAAGUGAAAAGAGAGAUUAGCAUGAGAAAAAUAAUGCAGUACCUCAAUGUUGUUGGUGGGGCAUAGGGUUCGUUGGCGCGCUUGCUGACAGACUGCUUACGUCUGCAGAGCGAACGCGGACAAAAAUUGUAAAUACGUGCGUCGAAUCAGCUGUCAGAAAGGUGGAGGCAAGGGCAGGCAUGAGAAUGUAAACGCAACAACGGCAUAACAACAGUCGGUGGAAUUUAUAUUUAGUAUGGCGAGGGCAGAAAAUGUCUCCCUUCACAAAAACAGCAGCACGAUACAACGUCAUUUCAGGAGAGCGUGGCGCGCAUCAGAACGGGAUCAGUAGCUCGGCAUCUGCUUCUCCGGUGACCGGCAAGCUCUAAAGCAAGAGUAUUAAUAUUAAUAUCAGCGCGAAGUGCGCCGCCACCGCCGACUUGUCUGUUUAUCUACGGGCUCUGCAUUCAUUACCGUGAAGUCGUCUCCCGGUUAGCGUGCAGGCACUAACAGACUGCAUUUGUGAAUGGUUCCAUGGGCCUGCUUUGAACGGAUGUUUUUUUUCCCUUCCCUAACGACGCAGUGAACUGCACCAUGGAUAGCGAAGCACUUUCUCGUCGUGCUCCGCGCGGAGGGUGAAUGGGGAUGAGAAUGUUGUUUACAAAAAGCAGCCAGCCGUCAGCGAACUGAUGCUCGGUCUCCUCGCAUAGAAUUUUACAUCUAAUCUUUUAUGACACGGUUGGAAAUUACUGUCACCUCCGUCUUUCCUCUAUGAAGAGGGCAAUGUCAUCGUCAGCAGACCGGCGUGGAUUUGUUGUUGUCUGAUUUUACUACUUGUCCUCUGCUACUCGACUUCACACCGUUUAUGUAACUGGGACGGGGGCAAGCUUUAAAAUCCCUCCCCCUGCUCCUAAUUGGUCCUCUAUACCAUGAGCUUUGGCUCCGCCCAGGAUGUGGCGGUGGAGAAUUUUCUGCGUGACAUAGAGAGGCGGGGCCAGUGGCUGCACUGUGCUGUUAUUGGCUGUAAGGAGGAGCAUCCCCGUGGCGACAUGAACCUUUUGUACCGCAAAAGUCGACUGGACUGGAGGCACAGAGAUCAGGAGGGCAAGAAAAGCUCCAAUUACAAAGAUGCCUCUUCUGCGACCGUUGGGAAGGUUCGGGAUCUGGCAUCAUUUCGGCGCCAUUUCCGAAUGGGAUUUAUGACGAUGCCAGCAUCCCAGGACCUUUCGCCUCACUCUUGUGCGGCCGCCAUGGCCCCACGCUCUCAGUCCUGCCAUGCUGUGGGCACCGGUGAGGGAGAGGAGAUGGAGAACGGAUAUUAUCCAGACUCAGACCCCCAAAACCAGUCAAAUCCCUCCCGUUGUCCCCCAACCAAGCCUAAACGCCACCCCAAUACUCGUCUCAGCUCCACACCCCAGCAGGAGCAUCCUUCCCGGGGAGUUCACGCACCACCGGACACUCCGCCACCUCCACCUCCCAAUCACCCACCCAAACACCCAGAGAAGCGGAAUGCAAUGAAGAAGUCUGAUUCAGGUGAAAUGGCAGGACGGAAGGUACCUCCCUUGAAGCCCAAACGGAGUCCAAGCACACAGCUCUCUUUUGACCCCCUGCCACCUCGAGUCCAGCCACCGAGCACACCUCUUCCCUUCCAGAGCUCUGAACCCUCUCCACGGGGUGAGGGGGGAGAUGACGAGCCAGUUUACAUUGAAAUGGUUGGCCAGGUCUUUACCCGAGAGACUCACAGCGCCCCUACUCCUCACCCGCUUACGCCCUCCGCCACUACUCCUGAUUCUGACUCAGACCAAGGAGAGGCCAUAUACGAAGAGAUGAAAUACCCCCUACCGGACGAUGCAGCUAGAGAAGCCCAUCGCCGCUUGCCACUCAAACAUGAGCGUAUCAAGUCUUCUAAAGCGUACCACUCCUCCAUCAUCUCAUCCUCCUCAUCCUCCACCUCCUCUUCACUCCCACGCCCCUCAUCCUCCUCUCCAGCCUGUUCCUCAUCCAAGCCUAAAACAGCUGUCUCCAUCUCUCACUCCUCUCCUCUGCCUUCAUCCUGCUCUUCUGCAUCCUCCACUCCCAUACCUCAAGUCCUCUCCUCCUCACCACACCCUCCCCGUGCUCCCACACCCUUCCUGCUGCCAGGGUCCAAGUCUGAACAUGAGCCCAGCUCCAGUAAGAUCCCGGCACCCUUCCCCAACUUGCUUCAGCACAAGCCUCCGCUCCUGGCAUUUCCCCAGCCGGCUGCUGCCUCCAGUGGGGUGGGGGCUCAACACAAGACCAGCUCGGCCAAAAUCAGUGUGCAGUCGGCCUCCAGUCUGCCAGCAUCUACUAGCACCUCCUCCAGCACGAACUCCACCAGCACUUCCAAAGAGUCCUCUGGAGUUGAGAAGGAACGAGAGAAGGAGAGGAGGGAAGGACAGCUGGGGCCAGCACCAGGACUCAGAGCCCGCAGUCAUUCCACUCCUCUUCCUCCAUCUUCAAAGUCCUCCUCUCCAUAUUCCCACCACCAUCAUCACCAUCACCCUCACCACAGGCCUUCCCACUAUCACCAUUACCGCAAGCCUGAGAAAGAGAUGUCGUCAUCAAGCAAAGGCUCAGGACAGUCCUCCACCCAGAUGCAAACACACUCCAAAGAGGGCAAGUCUGUCAGCUUCCUGCUCAAGUCUGAGAGGGAAAGGGACAGAGAGAGGGAUCGGGAUCGUGACCGAGAGAGAGACCUGAGCACGCCAUCAUCCAAUCAUUCUGAUGCCUCUGCCUCAAGCUCAUACACACACACUUCUCAAACCGGCACGAGCACCACGCCAACCCUGAGUCAACCAUCAUCGUCCACAGCAGCUACGCCACCUUCCACCUCUUCUUCAUCCGCUCAGCGCCCUCCGUCUCGCUCUCACAUGCACCGGGCGCACACCCCGCACUUGUCUCAUGGCCUUCCUUCUUACAAACCUCCCCCCUCUGACAGCCCCCUGCUCUGGACCUACCCCUCGGUUGGCUUCCGCCGCCCACCCGCCUACGAUAGCCUGCGCGGGGGCUCACAGUUGCCAUCCUUGCACAUGGACCCCAUUAAAACUGGAUCUGCAGCCCAUGCGUUGCAGGCCAAGGCCGGGUUCAUUCCCUGGGAGAGCGCAGCUGCCUUAGGGCUCACCGAAGAACAGGCUUACUGGCCCAUGCACCGAAAAUUAUCAUUCAGUCAUGGGAGCCGAGACACUGAGAAGGAGGAUAGAGGUGCAUGGAAUGGCAGUGCAGAUGCUCUAUUGAGGAGAGAAAGGGAUGACCUAGGAGCCAUGCGGGGUGGUGGACACUCUGGAAUACCUGUGCGGUCAACAGGGAGACACAGCGAGAGCUUGGCUGGGGCGGAUGGACCACCAGGGUUGAGAGGACUGAUACGAGCAGGACUGCCCUUACCCUGCCAAACCUUCCCAGCGUGCCGCAAUGGAGAGUUGGGUCGGCUUGGCAGGUCUUCCUCCACAUCAGGAGUGAGACAAGUGGGUGGUGAUGUUCAAAGGCAGAGCAGCCUGCCGGCCAGAGAAGCACUCAGCCAGUUUCACGCUCUCUCACAGGUUCAGGCACAGACUCAGGCUCCCUGCAGUCCGUCUCUGAGCCGGCAGCAGCAGUACCAGCACCAGCAGCAGGUCCAGCUCCAGUUCCAGCAGCUGGCUCAGCUCGCCGCACAGGCCCAGGCUACCCUCAGCACGGGCACAGCCGGCACCUCCACGGCCCAGGCCCAGCGGGACGGCAAGCUCCUAGAGGUGAUCGAGAGAAAGCGCUGCCUGUGUAAGGAGAUUAAAGCUCAUCGCCGGCCAGAUAAGAGCUUAUGUAAGCAGGACAGUAUGCCUAUUUUACCCAGCUGGAGGAAAACGCCAGAGCCCCGCAAGACUGGAACACCACCCUGCCAGAGGCCACAGGCUGUGGUGUGGGACUCGGCCAUCUGACCCAGGCAGAGAGAGCAAACAGAGGGGAGGGAGUAAGAAAGACAUGACUGAGAGAGACAUACAGAGUACAAAUAUUUUCUUUUUUGCGUGUGAAAAGACAAAAUAGGAAAUUUUUGGGGAAAUGAGAGAAGUGGCCUUUGAGUGAAGAGAUUCAAAUAAGACUGAAAAGACAAAGCGGAAGCAUUUUUUUUUUGCUAAGAGAAUAGCAUGAUUUAGAAUAAAUCUCUCUGUAGAAGCAGGAGAAAAUGUGUUUCACAUGGUGUUUAUGUGCCAUAUAGUUGCAGCACACGAAACGCACACACACACACACACACACACACACACACACACACACACUGGAGAAACACCUGUGUCUGAACUCUCUCUGACCUGCUGCAAAUACAACCUGUGCUGCUGAGUUUACAACUUUUUUGAAACACACUGGAAACCUAUGGAGCACCGUAACAUUCGUACUCAGAAUAUAAACCAUAAGUGAGGAGAAUAGACAUGCUUUUUCCUCCAAGGAAUGAAGAAAUUAUCAAAACUUGAUAUGUAAAGAAUGAAGAGAUGCUGAAAGAUCAUAGUGGAGCUUUUCUUCAUAUCAUAAACUGUCUGUGACUUUGGGCUUUUGUGUUUUUACUGACCAGAUUUACACAGUUAUGCUGCUGUUUCCUGGGCACCCACUAGACUGAUGUUUUUUUACAUUCCAGAAGAGUGUCAAAAUGUGUGUGUGUGGUGUCAUGGUGAACAUUGUAAGAUGUAUCUUUGCAUUGGAGAUGUGUGAGGUUGGAAGCAGAACCGUGAUGAGAGGAAAUCACUUAUCACAAAAUUUGACAUGUAUACACAAAAAAAGUCUUACACAUUCAAACACAGGGAACAGUGAUGAAGGGCUGUGUGGUACUGUCGUAGUUUGUAGAGGAGAUUCAUUUGAAGUCUAAUUACUGCCUAUUGAUUGAGUGCCAAUUUGGUGAGUGUGGUGACACGUGUGUCUGCGUAUUCGGGGAGUAGAAGAAAAGCUGUUCAGCAGAAGUUACGUGACUUUCGUAGCAAUAUUUGUUAAAGCAGGAGACUGAUCAUUAGCCCAGUCCAAUACAAAAUCAUGAUGGUGAAAAAAUACAGAUCCGCACUGCAUUAUUUCAUCAACUGUGUAACAUUCACUUAAUGAAAAUAGUACGAUCACAGGAUGAGCUUCCUUACAAAAUAAGAAAUAGACUGAGGACCAAUGCACGGGCUGCAUUAACACGAGGUGCCAUUGUGUUCACCUAAAAACUGUCGGACCACCAUAUUUACUCAUCUGUUUACAUUUAAUCUGUAUCUGAGCAUAUCCGGAGCUAACGUCUAACUGUAUUUUUCAGUCUUUUUGGCAGCAUAGUCUCAUGUGUCAAUUAAUUGGGGUUGCAGUGUCAUUAAAUAAGAUAUAAUAAUAUAUAAAAAAGCUCUUAUCAUACCACUAAUACAGUCAGAUUGAGCAGUCCAGUUACAUUGUCCCUUAAAGAAAAAUCAGUUUUGGAGCAAACUUCACCUCUUCACACUGUCCAAUGCUCAUGAGCACAUGCAUAUACAGAAAUGCACACACUCACAGCGCCCUGCUGGGAAAAAUGAACACGCAGCGGCUCUCCUCAGACCGAUGCUGGAACUUUUUUCCGCACAAAAGAAAGCGAACCACAUGACAUCGAGAUUAAACAAGAAGAAAAAACACUUGUUAAAAUCUGUAAAAUAAACAUGUACAACUGUAUUGAUUAUGUAGCAAUUAUUUCCACUUUCAUACUUGUAAUCAAUAAAUAUAUUGUAGCAUAUAAUGUAUAAAAGUACAAGGUGUUUAAUUGUUUUAUAAAGAAAUUUAGUAGUUUUAUCUGUGGCUAUCUGUCUACACUGUACGGAAUGGACCGCUGAAAGGCGAGCCCUCUCUACUAAAGGCACAGUCUCAGACACACACACACCAACCAAUGUUUUUUUUUCCGGCUAGUGUCACGCAAGUCCCUUUAAGAAACUUAAGUCUGAUCACACUCAUAUCCUCACCAACACAUUUCACCUGGCUCGCUGGAAUAUCAGUUGGAUAUUUUUGGAGUACUUCUGCUGCUAUAUUGAAUUUCUACUAUUGCUUACAUAUCCCUCACUGCUGUUGUUUUAUUUCUCUUCUUCAUUCUUUUGAGUGCUCUUUGAGAUUUAUUUUAUUUUUAUUUAUUUUUUUUUAUUUUUUUUGAGAUCAUGCAAUGGAGUUUUAAAGAGUGGAAUCUUUUGUAACUGUUGGCAAAUGAAUGUUUCUCAGUUGUUGUUGUGGUUGUAUUUAAAAGUUGUUGUUUUUCCGAAUAGUUAGAACCACCAACUUGUACAGUUCUCACCCUGGCAACACUACUGUAAAUGUGAUAGCAACAUUGCAGUGAUGUUGCCAAGGGUUUGACAUUUCGUCACCACCACACCAGGGUUUCACUGCACCACCCAGGUGGCCAUUUGAAAUACAGUCUUUAUCAAAAAGUACGGAGGACUACAGUAGAGGAGGGCUGGUGCAAUGCAUGCUGGGAGUUCUUGAUGGAUUCCCUUAAUCAUUCAGUUCAAGGUUGGGCUGUGUCCCAGUCUAUAUAAAUUGUGCCCAGUUUGUACUUCAGAUAUACUAAAUAAUCAUCUAGUGGCAAUUUAUUAAGAUGAAAAGGGUAACUUACUGUAAGUAUUAUUGGGUAAACUAGUUUACAGAAACUGUCGGCUUUGCGUGUCUACAUAAACGGUGGCCAUAUUAUGAGUGCCAUAAUAUAUUGGUAUGGUAAGAUACGGUGUACCUUGGAAAUCACUGUAGUGCUAUAUUUGCAUUGAUAUCGUCAUGAAAUAAAUUUUAUAUGAUGAACCUAAAAUACAUGUGCGAAUAACAGUAUGUGUGUGAGAGAGUGAAAGAAACUGUUGCAAUGUACAUGAAUUUAAUGUCUUCUUGUCCUGCAGACCUCCUUAACAUACAAUCAGUGGAAUAUCUGCUUGUAUAUUCUAAUGUGGUAAUGUUUUAUUCAUUCCCUUUCUCUUCUUUGAGGAAUAGUUCACUGAAAAAUGAAAAAUUGCUGGAAAUGUAACCAGGCCAUCCAAAAUGUAGAUUAGUUUGUUGCUUCAUCGGAACAGAUUUAGAAAAUGUAGCAUUAAAACACUUGCUCACCAAUGGGUCCUCUGCAGUGAAUGGGUGCCGUCAGAAUGAGAGUCCAAAUAGCUGAUAAAAGCAUUAUAAUAAUUCACAAGUGAGCCAUGUGACAUCAGUCCAUCAAUGAACAAAAAUCCUUCAAGAUCUUUCAAAGAGGUCCUCUUUCCAUAAUGUUGCUUUCUCCAGUAAAAAAAUAAAUAAAGUCAGCAGGGGAUGAACUUAUUGACUUGUCUUUUAGCCAGAAGUGAUGGUUUAAAGUUAAAAUCCCUUACGUAUGAAUUUGUUUCUGACAAAUUAUGCAGCUUUUCACAUAACAAGAUUUCAUUGUCAGCUGUUUGGACUCUCAUUCUGACGGCACCCAUUCACUGCAGAAGAUCCAUUGGUGAGAAAGUGAUGUAAUCCUAAAUUCCCAAAUCUGUUCCAAUUAAGACAUCUACAUCUUGGAUGGCCUGAGGGUAAGUACAUUUUCAGCAAAUGUUCAUUUUUGCGUGUACCUUUCCUUUCACACUGACCUUCCAGAGUUGUUGUUUCAGUAUCCAUUUUCACUGUGGGCAGUUGUUUCUCACUCAUGUAUCAGCAUCAUGAAUACAGGGAGCUGAAACAACAGUCUGUUGUUGAAUUGUGUUGACUGAUUUGCUCUUCACUGAUGUCCUGUAUCAUAGAUGAAGCUCUUGUACAAGUUCUCUCUUUCUACAGGUCUUCUAUAUUGUUGGCUCUAACCUGUUAUUGAUCUUGAACAUCAUUCCAGACGUUAUUUGACUGGUGUAAUGUGACAGAUUUAUUAAGUAGUACCAGUCAUUGAAACAUCUAGUGUGUCUAGAGUGCUGAGGGGAAGUUUAAGAGGUAGACUGGUUCUUUAACAGCUGGAGUUAUGCUUAAGGGAGGAUCAGGAGGAUCUGUCCAGAGCAUCAGAAAUAUAAAUUAUAUGGUUAUUUAGAUUUAAAAAAAAAGAUUGCUUGGCACGUGCCAAUAGUUUCAUUUGCCUUAAUUAGCUUAAUUUUACACUGU